AAAGGAACCCAUUCGUCAAAAUUAGUUCGUUAGAAAUAAGCUCAAUGUAUCAGAUUUGUCUUUGACGUUUUUAUUACAUUAACUAAACGUCCAAGGCCUUCUUCCUUGUUCCUAAACCCAACCAUCCUUUACGGUGCGACACACAAAGUAUUGUUUAUAUUUUUAUUUAUCCAUUUAUUUCCAUUUAUUAGAAAGUCAUUGAUUGGUGAAAAUUUUAAAAUACAAAAUUUAUUAAACAAGUAUAUAAACUCCUCAUUAGUGCCAUUAACGAGCUUCCCUUUUCUCCUCUGUUCUUCACUUUAAGAAAUUUACGAACUUUUUAAAUUUUUCUCUUGGACGAAUCAUCUCUGAUCUGAGUUUAAUUAAUCACUCUUUGAUUAAGGACUUUAAAAAUCUACACUUUUGAUUUUCAUCUUCACUUCCUUAGAAUUGAGCUCCAUGGAGAACGAGCUGUUUAUGAAUGCAGGAGUUUCACAACCGCCAGUGAUGAUGACGUCACCGUCUUCUUCUUCGGCGAUGCUCGACUGGGUUUCGAGUUCGACACAGCCGGUGGACCCGAGUCUCAGUCGCAAUCUAUCGCGAGAUUGUUUGUUCUGGGAAAAGUCAACGGAACAGAGCAUCUUCGACUCGGCUCUGAGUUCACUCGUCUCUUCGCCGAACUCAAACUUCUCCGGCGGAGGAGUAGCUCACGGAGACAAUUUCAUCAUCAGAGAGCUAAUCGGAAAAUUGGGUAACAUCGGCGAGAUCUACGGAUCUCCGGCGAGCAACGGGAACGUCUCCGCCUCGUGUUACGCAACUCCGAUGAGCAGCUCUCCACCGCCGAGACAUAUGAUGGUGACGAAACCGCCGACCCCCUUGGCUGAAUUCUCCGGCGACUCGGGUUUCGCGGAGAGAGCGGCGAGGUUCUCUUGUUUCGGUAGCCGGAGUUUUAACGGCAGGACCAACCCACCGUUCCCGAUUAAUAAUCACGUGCCCGUCGCAGCCAAUGAGAAAAUGCCACGUGUCUCUAGCACCCCAGCUCUGAAGCCUCUCGCGGGCGAAUCUUCCGGUGAAAUUUCCCGGAAGAGAAAAACAAAAUCCAAGCAGAAUUCUCCUUCCACAGCUUCACCAUCCAAGGAGGUUGAAGAGAAGGAAGAUUCUGAUCCGAAGAGAAGCAAAAAGACAGAAGCAAACGAAGACAAAACGAAAUCAGUUGAUGAUGAUCCUUACAAAGACUACAUUCAUGUCAGAGCUCGACGAGGCCAAGCCACUGACAGUCACAGUCUCGCCGAACGAGUUCGAAGAGAGAAAAUAAGCGAGAGAAUGAAGCUGCUUCAAGAUCUUGUCCCUGGAUGCAACAAGGUUACUGGGAAAGCACUGAUGCUGGAUGAAAUUAUAAACUAUGUCCAAUCAUUGCAACGACAAGUUGAGUUCUUGUCGAUGAAGUUAUCGUCAGUGAACACCAGGCUGGAAUUUAACAUGGAUGCUUUCAUGUCAAAGGAUUUAUUUCCUUCAGGCAACAAUCUAAUGCAUCAGCAAGUACUUCAACUAGAUUCUUCAGCAGAAACCUUAUUGAGUGAUCAUCAUCACAAUACAAAUUUACAACUGAACCCUAAAAUUUCUUCCAAUAACAUAAUGACCCCAUUGGAACCUUCUGAAACUAGAAGCUUCGUUUCUCACUUACCAACACUUGCUCAUUUCACUGACUCUAUUUCUCAGUAUUCAACGUUUUCUGAAGAUGAUUUACAUAGCAUCAUUCAUAUGGGUUUCGCUCAAAACCGGAUCCACGAAUUGAACCAAGGUCCAUCAAACCAAGUACCAUCGAACAUGAAAGCUGAACUUUGAACCUUUAUUUGUAAUUUUUUUUACAAAAAGAUUAGAGUUCUAAAAGGGCUUACGGAUAGAAAGUGAGAAAAGGAUUGAUGGGUGUACAUAACAAGAAAGCUUGAAUUGGACCACACCAUUUGCGAAUUCAGUUCUACAAUCAUUCUCAUAGAUAUAUAAUUUCUUCAUUUUAUCUUUACGAUUCAUUUGUGGUACUCGAUUUUAUUGUCAUAUCCAAUUAUCCGUUAUUAUUAUAAUCAGAUUCCAUAAGCUUGUAUUGUUUAUAUUUAAAACCAGUGUAAGUUUUAAUCCCA
Camelina sativa (false flax) is the source of this 2117-nucleotide messenger RNA. RefSeq names its product basic helix-loop-helix (bHLH) DNA-binding superfamily protein. Gene Ontology annotation, cellular component: nucleus. Lineage: Eukaryota; Viridiplantae; Streptophyta; Magnoliopsida; Brassicales; Brassicaceae. Gene Ontology annotation, biological process: regulation of DNA-templated transcription. Gene Ontology annotation, molecular function: DNA-binding transcription factor activity; protein dimerization activity. The record is from RefSeq and is a predicted model, not a curated record.